GUUACAUGUAAAUAAUUUUGUGAAGUUUUUUUUUUGAAGAAUUAUGAGGGGUACUGUGAUGUGGGGUUUAUUUUAACAGCAAAAUGUAUUCCUCGCAAUUGAUUGAAAAGUUAAAGUUUGGCGAAAAGUAUAUCCUUGCCAACAUAGUAGUUGUUCCGAUUUCGAAAACUACCGAAGAUGAAAGUUCCCAUGAGUUUCCAGCGCGCAAUAAAUACCUGACGCGCGAUAUAUGGCAGUCCUUCGUCUACUGCAAGCUGUAUGAUUUGUUUCGCAAGCACCUAUCGGUGACCGGCCUGAACAGUGAGAAGGAUAGUCCAUUUCAGAUGAAUCAAGAGUAUCGCGUAUACUGUCCCGAGCGACCUUAUCUACAGAUGAAGUAUGAGUUUCGGGACAAAUAUUUUCGCAACAGUUUAAACAUACUAUUUAAAGAAAAACAAGCCAUACUGCAUGAAAAUUGCAUCUACGUGGAAAUAAGCGAUCAAGGACGUAUACUAUUCGACAAGGUGGAUGAUCGCGAAAGAACCGUAUUGCGCUUGCUAAAGGAAAUCGACGAACUAAAGGCGGCAAAUGCAGAUGAGAAUAAACUUGCUUCAUGCCUAUCUUCCGGCGGCAACAGCACUGGCAGGCGAAAUAAGUUCGAGUUUGAGGAAUAUUGCCCUGAACCGGUGAACAAGCAGGACAAAAAAAGCUCGGUCGAAGAAUAUGUCCCUCUGACGCGGAACGGGUUCUCACCCGGCACCAAGCGUGCCUAUAAACCGUCAAAGAUCACAGACUCGGGUAAAUCAGCCAGCCCUCCGGAGCCAGACCCUUACACGCCUGGCGCAUUGGACAAACCGCUGGCGGCAGCCUACGUGCCCACGUCUAGUCCGUUGAAUAAAAUUGCGAACGGAAGCCCGGUCAAGGGGGGAAAAGUGGGACGUAAUCUUUUCGGAUCCGACGAUGAUGAGUACGUACCUGCCGAUGGCAAAGCCGGAAAUGUUCAGCCGAAAUACGACAGUGAAAAAGACAUGUUUGCCGACACCGAACCGGAUUCUCCGCACCGAUCAGAUCAACCAAUCGAAGGGGAAUCUUCAGAAAACGAUGCGGUCCGUUCAUCGAUUGCCAAACGGGAAAUGCUGCCUCGGAGCAGUAAACUUAACUCGCGACCGUUACUACCGGAUAGUCCGGAAGAGAAGCGAAAACUAAAGUUCACCAAGAAAGUUGUUGCGUCCAGGGCGGACGAGAAUUUGAACAAACAACACUUAAGACUGAAAAACGGAAUCCGUAAAAAGCCUGACCAGCGGAAGGAAAGCUCACUGCGUGGGCAAGGGAAGCUGGAAAAGUUGUCCAAUAUAGCGAAGCAGUUGUCCAAGGUGGAAUUGCUCGACUGCACUAGCUUAACAAAGGAGGAAAUCCUCGACACGUUCGGGCGGUAUCGGAAGGAACUUCUUGAAAUAUUUGUCCGCUACAAAGACCGCACAGAGCGUCAAUGGAAAAACUCCGGUGAACUUUGCUACUUCACCGAUCUGGCCAAUGUGAUGGAUGACGAUCAGAAGUUAGUUAUGCUGCACCACCUGGAGGAAGAGUUUGUAUCGGAGCAAGAGCGAGGAAAGUACACUGAAUUUUUCACAUCAUCCCUGCUGAUGGAAUGGGCGUUGCGUAUUUUCAUGGAGCGACAUAAGUUCGCGAGUCGGCAGGCGGCGCUGGACCGUAUCAAGCAGCAAGAAACAUCCUACCUAGCGUCCUUGCCGAACGAAUUUAUGCUCAAAUAUCACUAAGUGCCGAGUGAACCAAUUGUAUGAUACAGAAACACCGUACCGAUUAUGUUAGUGCUGUUAGUGUAAAGCAUCGUCGACUUCGACCAAUUUUUAUUUUAUUGUUAGUUUCAAAUAACAUUGUUUUAUGGGUGCAUCGAA
Anopheles coustani is the source of this 1895-nucleotide messenger RNA. RefSeq lists its product as uncharacterized. Bases 84 to 1757 code for a protein of 557 amino acids. NCBI's taxonomy places the organism in Eukaryota, Metazoa, Arthropoda, Insecta, Diptera, Culicidae. The transcript has 4 exons. The record is from RefSeq and is a predicted model, not a curated record.